This is a messenger RNA of Toxotes jaculatrix (banded archerfish), 2892 nucleotides long. It is a transcript of the gene kirrel1a, whose product is annotated as kirre like nephrin family adhesion molecule 1a. The transcript is spliced from 15 exons. Gene Ontology annotation, biological process: cell-cell adhesion. NCBI's taxonomy places the organism in Eukaryota, Metazoa, Chordata, Actinopteri, Toxotidae. Bases 215 to 2710 code for a protein of 831 amino acids. The record is from RefSeq and is a predicted model, not a curated record. Gene Ontology annotation, cellular component: cell-cell junction. Gene Ontology annotation, molecular function: cell adhesion molecule binding.
AGCAAAGCAGAGGAGAGAGGUGGCGAAAAAAAAAGCAGUGAAAUGGUGUAAAAGCUGAGCCAGUCCAACCCGAGUCAGGGGACCACCGAGGAGGACCGACGCAGGAGGAUUAUUGUGCUUUGCGUAAUUAUUGUUAAAGUCAGUAAACUCCCGCUUUUUGAUGCUGUCCUCACGGAGGUUUGAGCCCAUAACGGACUUAUUGGUCGGCUGAACCAUGCAGAGGCUGCUGCUCCUGAGUUUGGUGUUGAGUUUUCAAACUGUGUGGACAGCGAGGUUCUCUCAGGAGCCAGCAGACCAGUCGGUGGUGCGGGGCCAGAGGGUGAUCCUGUCCUGUGUUGUCUUCAACUACUCGGGCAUUGUUCAGUGGACCAAAGAUGGCCUGGCUCUGGGCAUCGGAGAAGAUCUGCAGGCCUGGCCCAGGUACCGUGUGCUGCGUGUGCAGGAGUUGGGGCAGUACAACCUGGAGAUCCUGUCAGCUGAUCUGUCCGAUGACUCCCUGUAUGAGUGUCAGGCCCCUGAUGCUGCGCUGAGGUCCAGGAGGGCCAAACUCACCGUCCUCAUCCCCCCAGAUGACCCAUUUAUUGAUGGGGGUCCGGAGGUGUUGCUGAAUGCGGGGGAGUCCUACAAUCUGAGCUGUGUGUCUCGAGGGGCUAAGCCGCCUUCUAUGAUCGAGUGGCUUAAAGAUGGUCUGCCUGUGGAGGGGGCCGCCAGCACCACUGAGGUGCUUCCAGACAGGAAGAGAGUGACCACACGUAGCUACCUGCCAAUCCAGCCCGUUGAUACGGACACGGGGAGGAACUACAGCUGUGUGGCCACCAACCUGGCUAUUCCCACGGGCAAAAGCACAACCGUCACCCUCAACGUUCACCAUCCACCGACAGUGACCUUGUCCAUUGAGCCUCGCUCUGUCCUGGAGGGGGAGAGAGUCACCUUCACCUGCCAGGCUCACGCCAACCCUCCUAUUAUGGGCUACAGGUGGGCUAAAGGUGGCGUGGUGCUGCAGGGUGCCAGGGAGAGUGUGUUCACCACCAAGGCAGACCACUCUUUCUUCACCGAGCCCGUCUCCUGUCUGGUUUUCAACGCUGUGGGAAAGACCAACGUCAGCAUCCUGGUGGACGUUCACUUCGGUCCAAUCCUGUUGGUGGAGCCGCAGCCAAAAACAGUCGAUGUCGACUCUGAUGUCACCCUCAACUGCAAAUGGGCUGGAAACCCUCCGCUCACGCUCACUUGGUUCAAAAAGGGUUCAAACAUGGUUCUGAGUAACAGCAACCAGCUGUAUCUGAAGUCGGUGAGCCAGUCGGAUGCCGGCCAGUAUGUAUGUAAGGCCAUCGUCCCACGGAUUGGAGUAGGAGAGACUGAGGUCACGCUCACAGUCAACGGUCCUCCCAUCAUCUCCAGUGAUCCAGUCCAGUAUGCAGUAAGAGGGGAGAGAGGAGAGGUGAAGUGCUACAUAGCCAGUACGCCUCCUCCAGAUAAGAUUGUGUGGGCGUGGAAGGAGAACGUGUGGGAGAAGGAGAAGGGGACGCUCCUGGAGAGGUACACGGUGGAGCAGAGCAAAUCGUCCGCCGAGGGCGGCGGCGUCCUCUCUACCCUCACCAUCAACAACGUGAUGGAGUCUGACUUCCUGUCCACCUACAACUGCACGGCCUGGAACUCGUUCGGCCCCGGCACCAUGAUCAUCACCCUGGAGGAGACUGAGGAGGUCCCAGUGGGAAUAAUCGCUGGUGGGACGGUCGGCUCUACCAUCCUCUUGUUCAUCUUUCUGCUGGUCCUCGUUCUUAUCUUCUACCGGCAGCGCAAAGGCAGUCGGCGUGGGGUCACGCUGGGUAAGCCCGACAUCAAGGUGGAGACGAUAAACAAGGAGACCCACAGCUUAGAGGAGGACUCCGGCAGUGUGUCCACGGCUUCGCGCAUGGUCAAGGCCAUGUACUCGUUUCUCCCCUCUGUGUCCUUCUCUCCUUCUAAUCAGCCCUUUAAAGAUGACAUAGAGCUCAAGUCUGACCUCCGCAGCGACACCCUGGACACCCGCCAGGAGUACGACCUAAAGGACCCCACCAAUGGCUACUACAAUGUUCGAGCCUCCACCCACGAUGAAGGCCGCCCUGCAUCCCGCUCCACCAUGCACUACUCUGACUACCGCUCCCCUGCGGGAACACCGGGGGGAGCUGCAUCAAUCAGCAGCAGCGCCGGCGGCUCAGGAGCCACGGCCAGCGGAGGAGCCCCCGGUCCCCCCGGACCCCUUACCUCCCCUGGCCGCCCCCAGGCCUGCUAUGACCCCCGACCCCCAUCCAGACUGUCCCACAUCAGCUAUGCCCAGUUCAACACCUUCACCCGUGGGGGCCAGAGCCAGCAGCCCCCUGCCAACCCCGCCCCCCCAGCCAGCGACUUCCCAGGGGAAUGCAGCCUCCUGGACUCCACUUCUCAGCUGGCCUACGACAACUACGGAUACCCCUCGCAUUACCAGACCUACCGCAUGGGAUUCGCCCCAUCCAGCUUGGCCCCGCUGGAGGCUGGCCCAUCCUAUGAGAUGUACGGGGUGGGAUCUGGGGUGGGGGGCCCUGGAGUCGGGGUUGGUCCUGGGGGCCCAGCUCCCUCGGGAUCAGAGACUGGACUAGGGAAGUACGGCAGCUCCACUCGCUUCUCCUACACCUCGCAACACUCUGACUACUCCCACAGCCGACACACACAGAGGAUGCAGACUCACGUGUGAGACAGAGACGCGUAACCACCUCACAGUCUUAGCUGAGCAUGAGGAAGCAUCUUAUAAAUAGCGUCACACCUAUAAACACACACAAUCACAGAUUUACACGCACACAUUUUCACACACCAACACACCCUACUGUACACAAACUGCGGAAGACAAAAAAAACAUCACACACAUACACACCCAUG